Molecule: messenger RNA, 1386 nt
Organism: Cannabis sativa
Lineage: Eukaryota; Viridiplantae; Streptophyta; Magnoliopsida; Rosales; Cannabaceae
Exons: 4
Coding region: 1-1386 (461 amino acids)
Source: RefSeq, a predicted model, not a curated record
AUGAGUGAAGAAGAGGAGAGCCUCAAUAUUCCAAGAGUGAAACUGAGAAACCAAGGAUUAGAAGUGAAAUUGAAUAUUGGAGAACAAGGCAACACAAGUAAAGAAAUAAUUGACCAAGUGAAGCUUCUGAAUCCUCUGUUUGAGGAAUUGAGGGACAACGAUAAAGCCCUGGCCAAAGAAGAAUUGAAACCACCGAAGCUCGACCUUUCUCUAUUCUACGCCACCACACGAAGCCGUUCCUCAGCCUCCACCGUCACCUCCAUUAGCAAGUGGGAAGAAGAUGAAGUCAACUACUACAGUUCCUCUCCAAGAAAAGAGACUCGCAGAGAUUCUAGAGUAGACAGACGGCACAACGACAAACGGUCUGAGCCAUACCCGACUUCUAACAAGUCAGAGAACCGAAGAAGGGAUUACAACCGGCCCACUGACACAUAUCCUCGAAGUGGACCGAAGAUGCCCGAGUACAACUUGUCCAUCUCACCUGCUGAGGCUGUUCAAGUACUUAAGGGGCUUGGAAGCAAAGUAAAGUGGCCUGAGAAGAUGAGGACUCCAGCUGAGCAGAGGGACAGAAGCAAGUGGUGUGACUUCCACAACGACCAUGGCCACCGGACUGAAGAGUGCAUUGCCUUAAGAUUAGAAGUAAUCAACUUGCUAAAACGGGGCCACUUAGUCGACCACCUCACCGACAAAGGAAAGAAGACUUACCAGGGUCAGAGGGACACGAUAGACAACCAGAGGGACAUAACACCGCCCAGGCCACCUGUUCAUGAGAGAACGGUCAACGUAAUAACAGGUGGCUCAGAAGUAAGUGGAGUCACCCAGCCAGCUGCAAAGAAACAUGCACAUCAGGCUAACUGGACCAAAGGUGAGACCAGCAGAACAUCUUCCUUACCGGAGCAAACCAUCAGCUUCACGACAUCAGAAUCAACUAGGCUUCUUAACCCUCAUCAUGAUGCUCUUGUUAUUUCACUUUAUAUAGCUAACUAUUUGACUAAACGUAUACUUGUCGAUAAUGGCAGUUCAGCUAACAUCCUUUUUUUGAGUGUUCUCAGGGAAAUGGGAAUUGACGAAUCCAAAAUUAUGAGGAAUACAACUGUCCUAAUUGGAUUUAGUGGUGAACAGAAAAAUACCUCGGGAGAGAUCGAGCUGCCUGUGUAUGCUGAAGGAGUCAACUUGUGCACCAGGUUCCUGGUGAUAGACUCCCCUUCUGCCUACAACGUCAUCCUCGGCAGGCCAUGGAUCCAUGAGAUGGAAGUUGUACCUUCAACUUACCACCAAGCUUUAAGGUUUCCAACCAAAUGGGGGCCGAAAGAAAUUAGAGGGGAGCAGAAAGAUUCAAGAGAAUGCUACCGAACCACCAUGAAGGCAAAACCAGCACAGUCAUAG